UAAAUGUAAGAAGCAUAUGUAUUACAUGAUCAAUACAGGAAUCAAUCAAUGUAGAAUUAUAUUAGUGGGACAACUCGUCCUUUAUAUUUCAAAAGGCCUUUAGUGCCGACAAUGAGUGAUACUCCAAUAAAAUUAAGUCAACCUCCAGUAUAAUAUGUGAAAGAAUAACCUCCUCCAGCAAAAGUGACAAUAGAGAGAGUAAUACAAAUAUUCAUUUUAAUAGGUAAAAGAUGUAGAAGUUUAAACUGAUUAUAGAGAAGCAGAAGCUUAAACAGAUCCAUAUACUCCAGCUCAUGAUUAAAAUGAAGAUUAAACUAUAGAAAUAUUAGCAUUAUAGCAUUUGAAAUGGGAUAAAGGCUUGCCUGCUUCUAUUGAAGAAUUAGAGUCAAUUGAAUGGAAUAGAGAGAAAGUUUGGUUUGAAAAUGCCUUACCUCCUAUAUCUGAUGAAGCAUCAUUUAAAUUGAGAAGAGCAUUAAUGAAGUCAUAAGAAGAAAGAGAAUGGAAGAAGAAAGAAACAGAUAUCAAAAUGUAAUUAGAAUUAUUAUUUAUUUAAGUAAUCAAAACGAGAGGUUAUAUUUAUUGUAAGAAGCAUUAAAAGAGAGAGAAAAAGAUAUAGAAGAGAAGAAUGCUCAACGAAUUGAAAGCAUUAAAAUAAAGAAGACAGAAUUAAAGAAUAGAAUGGUAGCGAAGAUAUAAAAGAGAAAGAUAAAAAUACUUAGAAAAAUGUAAAAAAGUAGAAAAGAAAUAGAUAAUGAAGAUAAAGGUAGAGAAAUCAUCGAAGAUUAUGCUAAUUUUGCAUCUAAGGUUUAUGCUGGAAUUACAAGGGAAGGAUUAAGUUUAGAUAAAAUAGCUAGCAAAUAUGAAGUAUAACCAGUUGCAUUAAAUACUUAUAAAGGUUUAACAGAAUUAUCUACUACAAUUAAACCAUCUAUUUUAGAAACUACUGUUAAUGUUGCUUAAUUUAUUAAAACUAUUGAAAAAGAUUAUACAAGAUUAGAAAUAUAACAUAAGUUGGAAGUUAAUAAAGCAAGAAAUUAAAUAUUUGGAUCUAAUAAAUAAGAUUAAUCAAAUGAAACUUAAGCUGAUCAUAUUGGAAAUAAGAAUAUUAUAAUUAGACCCGCUACUCCAACAUAUAAUUAAGAAUUUGAAAAUGGUGGUGAUGUUAAAAAAUAAAACAUCAAAUUUGAAAAUUAUGAAUAAUUUAAAGAAGAAGCUGUCAAAAGAUAAUCAGAAGAUAAAAAGAAUUCAGCUCUUGUUUUAUUAUAAAGAUUAUUUAGAGGUAGAGCUAUGUAGAACAUUAUGUAUGAAGGAAAAGAAAAAGUAUAUUAAUUCAAUUUAUAUCAAUCUAGAGAACAGCUUUAAUUGAAGAAUUGUUAACUGUAGCUAAAAUACCAGAUUUACCAGAGGCUGAAUAAGAAGAAAUACUUAUGUAAUAACAUGAAGAAAAAGUUAAGAAUGCUGCAUUAGAAGCUAUUCAGGGAGAAGUUAUUGCAGAAACUUUAGAUAUGUUAAGCAAAGAAUUACUUAGAAUUAAAUAAGAAAAAAGAAUAACUUAAAUGGUUAAAUCAGCUGAAGAAGAUAGAAGAUUAAGAGAAAUUUAAGAAGCUGGUACAAGAUAGGCAGAAUAAAUAUUAAGAGAUAGAGAAGAUGUUCAAUAUAAUUAAAUUAUGAGAGUUCAUUAAGGAACUGUUGAUACUUAUUUACAUUGGAUAUUUAAAAAUACUAUUGAAUAAGGUAUCUUUUUAUUAGAUCAUUUUAGCUGCAACAAGAUAAGCAACAAUCAUGACUAAUUUAAGAAAAUAAAAAAUGAAUACUCCUGUUGAAUAUUUUGAAAGAAAAUAUAAUAGUGAUGAAACUAUUAUUAAAGAUUUAGUUCAAUAAUUCUUAAUUCCUAAUGUUCAAAGAUCUAAACUAUAAAAAUAAAGUAAUUAUAAUUGUUAUAAUCUUAGUUCAAAUUGAAGAAAGAAGAUUUAAUGAAGCUGCAAAAAAAUCAAUUCAGGCAACUUUAUCAUAAGCAGCCUAAUAGAUUAAUCAAAAUUGA
This is a messenger RNA of Paramecium sonneborni, 2041 nucleotides long. Lineage: Eukaryota; Ciliophora; Oligohymenophorea; Peniculida; Parameciidae. The record is from the annotation of a GenBank genome assembly.